GGUACCCCAACAUGGGCAGUGAGUGGGGCUGGAGGGGGGAUGGAUUUUUGGGGACCCCCCAACCCCUUUUCUCCCCCUCAGGGUACCCCAACGUGGGCAAGAGCAGCCUCAUCAACAGCCUCAAGCGCAGCCGCGUCUGCGGGGUGGGGGCGACCCCGGGGGUCACCAGGUGCCUCCAGACCGUGCAGCUGGACCGGCACAUCCAGCUCCUGGACUGUCCUGGGGUGGUCCUGGACUCGGGGGACCCCCCAGCUGCCGCCCCCCUGAGAGGGGCCCUGGCCCCCCAGCGCCUGCGGGACCCCCUGAGCCCGGCCAUCGCCAUCCUGCGCCGCUGCCCCCCCCAGCAGCUGAGUGAGCUCUACGGGGUCCCCCCCUGCGCAGACCCCUUGCAGUUCCUGUCCCACCUGGCCCGGCGGCAGGGCCGGCUCCGCCCCGGGGGGCUCCCGGACCCCCACGCCGCUGCCGUGGCCCUGCUGCGUGACUGGACCAGUGGGAAGAUCUCCUACUACACCCACCCCCCCGAGUCCCAGGGGGUGCAGCUGGAGGCCCAAAUCCUGCCGGCACUGGGGCCAGAGCUGGACCUGGAGGCUCUGGAACGGGGGGACGCCGAGGCCCUGGCAGCUGUGCCAGUGACGGUGACAGGGCUGGGGCUGUCCCCGUGUGCCCCCAAGGAGGAGGAGGAGGAUGAAGGAGUAGCCAUGGAGGACGACAGUGGGAAGGACCUGGAGCUCGGUGCGGUGACGGUGGAGCUGAAGCCCCGGGUGAAGUCAGGGGGCUCCGGGGGGGACUCGGUGCCCCGUGCCCCCAGUCUGGAGGAGGUGGCUGCUCUACCCCCCCUGCUUCAGGGCCAGGGGCUGAAGGCAGCUGGGAAAAGGAGAAAAAAGCUGCAAAAAAGAGCAGAGAAGAUCGCCACGAAGCUCUCAGAGACGCUGGAGGCUGCCAUGCAGUUCUGAAACAUCUAAACCAGAGACUUAGAGCUUUUUAUUUUUAUUUAAGUGAGAAAUGGUUAAAGAAAGCCCUUUUUGAAGUAAAAGGACUGGUG
This is a messenger RNA of Empidonax traillii (willow flycatcher), 1042 nucleotides long. RefSeq names its product guanine nucleotide-binding protein-like 3-like protein. The record is from RefSeq and is a predicted model, not a curated record. Lineage: Eukaryota; Metazoa; Chordata; Aves; Passeriformes; Tyrannidae. Gene Ontology annotation, molecular function: GTP binding. The coding region runs from base 12 to 953 and encodes 313 amino acids. The transcript is spliced from 7 exons. Gene Ontology annotation, cellular component: nucleolus.